Messenger RNA from Oncorhynchus mykiss (rainbow trout), 3580 nucleotides. Lineage: Eukaryota; Metazoa; Chordata; Actinopteri; Salmoniformes; Salmonidae. The record is from RefSeq and is a predicted model, not a curated record.
AUAAACUUUUACAAACAUGAAUAUUCACAAGGUGGAACAACGCAAUGUCCACUGCAAUCUCUACACUGACUGUACUACAGUGCUGUGUGCGUGUGUUUUGUUUCCAUUCCAUGUUAGAUAAUGUAUACACUCCAUUGGACAAACUUGUUAAACAAGUUUUUUUUUUUUUUUUACAUUAUAACACAGAGAAUGAGUGAUGUCAUCACUCACUCACUCCUAACACUUCAGACUGGGAGUAACUCAAGUUUGAACCGUCACUGUUCACGAGGCUUUGCAUACAGAAUGAGUGAUGUCAUCACUCACUCACUCCUAACACUUCAGACUGGGAGUAACUCAAGUUUGAACCGUCACUGUUCACGAGGCUUUGCAUACGUGGUAGGACCACGAAUGGAGUUUGCCAGUGGGUUUGUUUAUGUCCCUCCAUCAACCUAUCAGAGGGAAGUCCAAACGAAACCACAAAUUGCAGUUAAACGUUCAGCUCUCCUUCCUCCCCCAAACAGAAUCCGUCCCCGCAGUCCUCCCCCUCCUCCUCCAGCACCCUCCCCAGAACUACAAAAACAACAACACCACUCUCCAGAACAGAGAAUCACUGAGAAAUGUUUUAAAAAUGCUCUGCUCCCCCCAUUCAUGCGAUCUCAAUCGCCUGCUUGCGUCCAGCCAAUCCCAGGCCCACCUUCCCUUCUCCCUUCCAAUAGCCAGAGGCUUCCCUAUGACCUUCCAAAGAAGGAACCAGACAUUGGGAGUCAUCCAUGGGAUCCAGACUACUCAUACAAUAUCCCAGAAGGCAGUGGGGAAGAGAUGAAGCAUCCAAACACCACCGGCAGCAGUGGAUCUGCACAGAAGUCAGCUCCAGCCUUGCCACCAAGACCUUCCUUUAUGAAGUCCUGUCCAGAAUACCUAGUUCUGUUGCCUGAUUCUGUCUCCUCCUCAAAGUCCUCCUCUUCAUCCUCCAGAUCAAGGGAACCAUUGGUGGGGAAUCCAAAUGUGAUCCUAGUCAGUUUGGGGGAGCUGAUAUCAGAGAAAAACGUGUUCACCAUAGAGGGAGAGCCCACCUGCUGCUCCCAGUGUGGCUCUGUGCUGGACUCCUUAUAUGACAAUGUGGUGAAUGUCUGCUAUUUUUGCCAGUCAUCAUUGGAACCACCUACCUCCUCAUCUGCCAUCUGUCUCGGUUGCCGGGACAGUGUCUUCCUGUUGACCCCUGGUGACAAGGCCCUGGCCCUUACAGACACACUGCUCCUGUUCUGUAUCGACAUCUCAGCGUCCAUGAGUAUCACCUCCCAGGUGUUGGAAGGAAAACAGCCAAUCUACAGGUCACGUCUUCAGUUUGUUCAGGAAGCAGUGUUACAGAGGGUUCGGAAGCUGAGUGAAACACAACCCCACAUGCGAGUAGGACUCAUCACGUUCAACAACCAGGUGACUCUGCAUGGAUUUGACGAGUUCACCUCACGUUUUUUGCGGGGUGCGGAGUUGAUUGACAGUGAAUACCUUAAGGAAGCAGCGUUCAGCUUCCCCAGCCCACAACCCCUCUCCAGGACCAGGGACUGUCUACAGAGAGAGAUUCUAGGAUUGUCUGAGAGUGGUGCCACGGCUUUAGGUCCUGCUUCUCUUGUAGCCAUAGCGAUGGCUUCUCGGCAACCAGGGUCAAAGGUGAUCAUCUGCACAGAUGGAAAGGCCAACACAGACCUGGGGAAUCUGGAGGUGGAGGGCAUUGAUGCUCGACCUUGCCUCUCCUCCACUAUCUUCUACCACGACCUGGGGGAGUAUGCUGCUAGCCAGGGGGUGACGGUAUCAGUGUUGGCUAUCGAGGGGACAGACUGCAGACUUGAUGAGCUGGGGAGACUAGCAGACUGCACAAGCGGAAAGGUGGUGAUAGCAAGUCCACAUGAACUAUACACUGAAUUUGAGGAGAUUAUUGAGAACAGGACGAUAGCGACGCACUGUAGUGUCACUUUGCUGCUCCCCACAACACUGUGUGUGAAAGGAGAGAGGGAGGCUGGGAACAGGGCGACCAGAGAGGUGGGCAAUGUGGCAUCAGACACAGAAAUCACCUUUCAAUUUGGAGCGAGGGAACACGGCUCACAGGGAGAGGUGUCAGCCCCAGUGGCAGGUGGCCGUGUGUCUGUUCAGCUGCAGCUGAGAUACAGACAGAAGGAUGGACACAGUAUGCUCAGAGUGCUGACGGCUGAUAAAGAGGUGACGGAUGACAGCUCAGUGGUCCUCUCCUCUCUAGUUCUAGCCAUCAUUCAGCUCAACUCAUCCCAGGCCAGCGCCGCUCUAGCUGUCAGGGGCCGCUUCCAAGACGCAAAGAGUGAGGGGGAGACACAGAGGGAACUGAUGGAGAGAGCCCUAGAGUAUGAUAGAAGUGCAGAAGACAAACUGAUUUAUUCAAAAUGGCUUAAAACCAUGAACCCUAUACACAACAGCCUACAAAACUACACAAGGAGACAAUCCAUACGUUCUGAUACACUGCAGUCUCUAACAGACAUGGGUGCUGCACUGCUGUACAGCAUGAAGAACAGCAACAUGUCUAUUUCACUGAAGGAAAAGCACCAACACUGAUUGGUGGCUACUGACUAUGCCUGAUAUCCUUGGAAGUUAUUCAAGUCCUACCGACUUCUGGGGAGGCCUAUUUAUACACAAAUCUGACUAAUUAAUGUAUCUAACAAAACAUUCUACAUCUGGAAAUAUAUUAUUUAAAAUAGCAUUAACUGUCGAUAUUGUACUUGUUCAUUCUAUUUGUAAAUCAAAUGUUCUUAUCUAUGCACACUAUCAGAACGUCAUGUCAGAACUGCGAUGGCACAUAGCAAGUGAAAUGGGUUUGUACCUGCAGUGCCUUCAAAAUGUAGUCAUACCCCUUGACUUAUUCCACAAUUUGUUGUGUUACAGGCUGCACUCAACAUGUAUUCAUCUACACACAAUACCCCAUAAUGACAAACUGAAAACAUGUUCUUAGAAAAUGUCUUGAAAUUGAAAUAAAUAAAUAUCUAAUUUACAUAAGUAUUCACACCCCUGAGUCAAUACUUUGUGGAAGCCCCUUUGGCAGCAAUUACAGCUGUGAAUCUGGGUAAGUCUCUUAAGAGCUUUCCAUACCUGGAUUGCGCAACAUUUGCCCACUAUUCUUUACAAAAUUCUUCAAGCUCUGUCAAAUUGGUUGUUGAUAAUUGCUAGACAACCAUUUUCAGGUCUUGUCAUAGAUUUUCAAGUAGAUUUAAGUCAACUGUCACUCGGCCACUCAGGAACAUUCACUUUCUUCUUGGUAAACAAUUCCAGUGUAGAUUUGGUGUUGUGUUUCAGGUUAUUGUCCGGCUGUCCUUGCUCCGUUCAUCUUUCCCUCAAGCCUGACCAGUCUUCCAGUUCCUGCCCCUGAAAAACAUCCCCACAGCAUGAUGCUGCCACCACCAUUCUUGACCGUAGGGAUGGUGGCAGGUUUCCUCCAGGCGUAACAAUUGGCACUUAGGCGAAAGUGUUCAAUCAUGGUUUCAUCAGACCAGAGAAUCUUGUUUCUCAUGGUCAGAGAGACAUUUAGGUGCCUUUUGGCAAACUCUAAGCGGGCUGUCAUCUGCCUUUUACAGAGGAGUGG